Messenger RNA from Tigriopus californicus, 1935 nucleotides. RefSeq lists its product as uncharacterized. The coding region runs from base 259 to 1449 and encodes 396 amino acids. The transcript has a single exon. The record is from RefSeq and is a predicted model, not a curated record. Lineage: Eukaryota; Metazoa; Arthropoda; Copepoda; Harpacticoida; Harpacticidae.
GCUCAUUUGGGCGAGACAGCCCAGUGUUUACCGUGGGUAAUCUAUGUGGGAAAUGGAUUUAGAAACUUGGAAACCAGUUUGCGCUCCAGAAAAUGAUUGCUUAUUCGCAUUGUUUUUGCUUCUUCUCCACCAUCAAUGUUCUUCACGCGUUGCGUCAGAGAAGUCUGCAAGCAAUUGACGGAGGUCUGAUCAAUGCCAGAACACGUCCCUAUUCAAGUGCUUGCGACUAGGUUAAGAUUGUCGUUUUAGGCUUUCAAGAUGAAGACCGUCUUUUGUGGAAUAUUUGUUUUAUUGGUGAGCUUACAAGUGGAAGGAAUCAAGGUUCCAUCAGAGAUCCCGGAAGUGACCUUCGAUGAUUUGAAAUUGAUCAUCGCGGGUGAGAAAUCGUCGGAUCUUCUAAGAGUUGGGAUAAACAAGAAAAUCUCAUGUUUUGGGGUUCAAUUCGAAAAUGACGAUGAGAUUCAGAAAUCAUUGAACGAUUUGAGGACCCAAGCUCCAAGAUGUUUUGAUAAAACCCAAGGUCUGUCCGAAAUCAAGAUGUUAGACGGAGCCACUCGUCAAACGUACGCUACCGAACGAGGAGCCUAUCCGGAUUGUUUAUCAAAGCCCAUGCAUCGUCUUUCCGAUGUUUUCGAUCAAAUCGAAACGGAGGUGGUCAAACUGAUCCAAGGGGGAACCCAAGCACUUCAAUAUCAGGUGGGAGACAAGGACUUUCAUUUGAGAAAUGCGCCCCAUAAGGAUCAGGUCCGUGUUUAUCAUCCUCGUAACGGUCAGACAAGGGUCCCUAAAAGUUUUAUGGUACCGUUUCACCGCGAUAAUGGGCUGUUUCUCAUCUUGACACCGGUUCCGGACCACCCUCUGAUAAUUGAGCUCGAAAGUGGCAAUGCCAUAUCCACAGGACAGUUGGGACCAUCCACAAUCUUGGUUCUUAUGGGACUUGGAACGUCAGACUGGUUGUUUCAGGGCGAAAAACGACCGGAUUUUUGGGCCACCCCCCACGCAGUUCCAUCAUUUGAUCCAGGAGUCAAAACUAGGACAGUUUUCGCCCGAAUGAAAGUGGUGCCAAACGAGGCUGUGCCCAUUUUAAAGACCAGGGAACUUGGACCCGAGCUUCUGACCUUCGAUGAGGUGUUCAAAAGAACUUCAGCCAGUGGGGUGGAAUCCUAUUCUUCCUCAGAUACUGAGCGCACGUUUGACAAUUGGACUCGUACUAUGGAACAGUCAUGUGACGAAGGCUCGGCCUUUUGUUGGAUGGGUUGUCUGAGCAUACCCAACAAUUGUGAUCAAAAAAAGGAUAACCUGACUUGCAUGACUGCGGCUCAAGACCCUUGUUUUGGAGAUUCCAUGAACCCCUCUUGUCAUUGGGAAUGUGUCAAAGCCAAACAAGUCCUCCAAGAACCUCCAAAUGAGAACUCAUUUUGUCGUGGAGCCACGGAUAUGCUCAUGUGAGGGUUCGAAUCCUCCGGUAACCAAGGGUUCUGCAUAAUCCUCUUCAUUCCCUACUGGACCCUGAAUACGCGAUGGAAAUUUGCAUGCGGAUGCUUAUUCACAAUGAGUUUGGGAUUCCUCAUUGAAUUCAUGAUUUUCUUCAGACGCCGUGUUUCUCGCACAGUCCUUGGCAAGUUCCGCAAGCUGUGGAUGAUAGCAUGCUUCGGGGUCAACCUGUUUUUAGGCUAUCUAGCCAUGUUGGUGGUCAUGACCUAUUCUUUGGAAUUAUUUUUGUGCACCUGUUUUGGCAUCAUAAUCGGGCAUUAUGUGUUCAAUAUCCGGGAGCCGGUGACCGAGUCCAUCGACCCUUGCUGUGCUGCACAGGAGGAUCACCAAUCUCUUUCUGUGUAUCAUGUUGAAAUGGACCAAUUUGAUCAUCAAAAGAAUUGUUGCACUAAUUCUCACCAAAAUGUACCAAUCUGAAACGGCUUUUGCUUUUCAUUGUAG